AACGUUCCGUUCCAUAAUUUAAAUCGAUAGUAAACAACAAAAGGUCAACAAAAUUAAUUAUUGUUGUAUUUUGUUAUUCUUAGCCAUAAUAUAACCAAACAAAGUGAAAAUGAAGUUAUCAACACCUAGAUAUACGUUCUGCUUAUUUGUCCAGUUGAUGUUUUUAUUGUUAGAUCUAAUAUUUAACUGUGUUAGCUUAUUUCCCAGAAGUCGCGAUGGAUUGCUCGUACUCUUCAUAUUCCAGGACCUCUUCCUUAUUUUGUCGAUCACAAUCAUGCUGAUGAUGUUCUUCUCUACCUACCUAUUUCAGGCGGGUCUAGUAGAAGUCCUCAUGCGCAAGUUCCUGUGGGCUGCGGCGGUGAGCGCAGGGUAUGCGGGCGCGAGUGUGGCACUGCAUGCGGUGUGGCUCGCCGACAAGUGGGGCGAUGCACACCACCCCUCUGGACCCACCCUCGUGCUGCUCUUUACUGUGCAACGCUGCUUGUCCCCGUGGUACUACUACCUGUACAAGCGCGCGGCGAUGCGCGUGAGCGACCCCCGGUUCUACGAGGACAUCGACUGGAUCAACCGCCAGCUGCAGACCAACUGAGCGCCGCCACCGCCGCCGAUGUACAGUCAGCUGCAUAAGUAGCUGUACACUUUUCACUUGUCAAACUCACAAAAUGCCUAUUCAAACAUUGACGGUUUGUUAUGUAGUCAGUUUGACAAGGUACAAAAGUGUAUAGCUACUUAUGCAGCUGUCCAUACCUUGUAGCUUCACUAGCUAGCCAUAAAACCACGGAUCUGCCCAGACAGGCUGCCGUGACAGGCUUACGGUAUGUUGCAAAUAGGCACAGGUGUUGUACCUGACACAUCUGUGCCUAUUUGUAACAUACACGAACAGUUUUGCCUGCCAGGUAAAUACGUCAGACAGAUCUAUCGGGCAGAUCCGUGCGUAUAAUAUGGCUAGCUACUACCUGGAAAUGGAACUACUUGUUACAACAAUAAAAUUACCAAAUUUACAAAGCAGCUCUGCUAUACCCACUCUGACCAAAGGACAAGAAUAUUUAAUUAGAAUUAUAAGCAUUUUGUUACAUUACAAAAGUAUGUACAAGACAUAAGAUACUUAAAGAGGCAGCUAAAUUUCUUCCA
Plutella xylostella (diamondback moth) is the source of this 1131-nucleotide messenger RNA. Its product is annotated as transmembrane protein 138. Gene Ontology annotation, cellular component: cilium. NCBI's taxonomy places the organism in Eukaryota, Metazoa, Arthropoda, Insecta, Lepidoptera, Plutellidae. The record is from RefSeq and is a predicted model, not a curated record.